GCAGCAGUCUCAGCUACUCCCCGUGUCACCUCCUUACCGACACUGUCAUUAUCGCAGCCUGAAGACGACGCAAAAACGGUCUCUCCUCUACAUUGCAUCCGUUUUUGAGCCAAGACCCCUCUCCAGAAAAUAGCAAUUAAGAGACUUGUUUCGUGUAUGUGUUGGGUAAUGAAGGCUUCUGCGGCAAAAGAUACUCACCUCUAGCAGACAUGCCCGGGUCGUUGUAUGAAAGCUCCAAUCUGGAUCGAGGCGGCAACAACAGGAAGAAGAAGAUAGAGGAAUUCUCUAGGUCUUCUCGGGAGAAACUUGUCCAAUCGAAGAACAAAAUGUUCUCCAAAUUCACGUCCAUUCUUCAACAUGCCGUGGAAGCGCUCGCCCCAUCGCUGCCCUUACAGGAGGACUUUGUUUAUCACUGGAAGGCCAUUACACAUUAUUACAUUGAGACCUCUGAUGACAAAGCUCCGGUCACAGACACCAACAUUCCAUCCCACCUGGAACAGAUGCUGGACAUCCUUACCCAGGAGGAAAGGGAAAGGGAGUCUGGAGAGACAGGACCCUGCAUGGAGUAUCUAUUACACCACAAGAUCCUGGAGACUCUCUACACCUUGGGAAAGGCAGAUUGUCCUCCAGGGAUGAAGCAGCAGGUGCUCACCUUUUACACAAAGCUGCUAGCACACAUUCGGCAACCUCUCCUUCCACACAUCAAUGUCCACAGACCUGUACAGAAACUGAUACGUCUGUGUGGGGAGGUGCUGACGGCUCCUACUGAAAAUGAAGAGAUUCAGUUCCUCUGUAUAGUCUGUGCCAAACUGAAGCAGGACCCAUAUCUCGUUGACUUCUUCCUUGAGAAUAAGUCAAAGAGACCUGAGACAAAGAGUCGCGUGGGGACAGAGGUGGUGGAGGAAAAUGUGUUUGCUCCAGACACGGGACAGUCUCUGGCAGAGGAGACGGUUGACCGACCAGAGGAGCUUCAGGGUGCUGCCUCCUCCUCCAGUGCAACAAGCAGCAGCAACAACUACAAUCUUGUCACCUCGCUGCUCAACCUCACAAAAAGCCCUGAUGGCAGGAUAGUGGUGAAGGCAUGUGAGGGCCUGAUGCUGCUUGUCAGUUUACCAGAGCCUGCAGCUGCUAAGUGUUUAACGGAAAACACUGAGCUGUGUGAGCUCCUAACCGACAGGCUGGUCACCUUCUACAAAGCCCUCCCUCAGUCCAUGGACCCUGUAGACAUUGAAACAGUGGAGUCAGUGAAUUGGGGUCUGGAUGUGUAUAACCUGAAGGAGGAUGCUGCUGUCUUUACAGGGAAGAGAGCUCUCAUCUCCUUCCUGUCUUGGCUGGAUUACUGUGACCAGCUCAUCAAAGAGGCUCAGAAGUCAGCAGCUGCAGUCAUGGCAAAAGCAGUGCGAGAGAGAUUCUUUGUGUCUGUGAUGGAGCCUCAGCUCAUGCAGACGUCCGAGGUAGGCAUCCUGACCUCCACAGCCCUGCUGAACCGGAUCAUCAGGCAAGUGACUUCAGAGGCUCUGCUGCAGGAGAUGAUUUAUUUCCUGCUCGGGGAGGAGAGCGAGCCGGAGACUCCAGCGUCCGUGACUCAAAAUCCACUCCGUCACCGACUGAUCGAGCACUGCGACCAUCUGUCAGACGAGAUCAGCAUCAUGACCCUGCGGCUAUUCGAGCAGCUGAUUCAGAAGCCCAACCAGCACAUCCUCCACAGCUUGCUGCUGCGCAGCCUUGAGGAGAGGAACUACCUGGAGAACAAGCCGCAGGAUGAGCGGGAGCCCCUGGAGAACGGGCAGCCCCACGAUGCUGUAGACCUCGAGGAGGAUCCACUGUUUGGUGAGGACACCUCUCCAGAGAGCAGGUUGUCCGGUUCGGAUUGGCUCAGCUCCUCCCCACCACAGAGCCCGGACCACUCAAAGUCCGACGGGAAGACGGAGGUGCACAAGAUCGUCAACAGUUUCCUUUGUUUGGUGCCCGAUGAGGCCAAGUCAUCGUAUCACGUGGAGGGCACAGGCUACGACACCUACCUCAGAGAUGCACACAGACAGUUCAGGGACUAUUGUGGGGUGUGCCAGCGGUGGGACUGGAGGGGCAGUCCAAAGCCUUUUGAGAAGUGUAACCUGGACAGCCCGUUCUUUGAGGGCCACUUCCUCAAGGUGCUCUUCGACAGGAUGGGUCGCAUCCUCGAUCAGCCCUACGAGGUCAACCUGCAGGUGACCGCUGUUCUGUCCAAGCUGUCAUUGUUUCCCCACCCCCACUUGCACGAGUACCAGCUGGACCCUUACAUCAACCUGGCCCCUGGCUGCAGGUCUCUGUUCUCUGUCAUUGUCAGGGUGGUAGGAGAUCUCAUGUUGAGGAUCCAGCGCAUCCCAGACUUCACUCCCAAACUGCUGCUCGUGAGGAAGAGAUUACUCGGCCUGGAGCCCGAGGGCAUCAACAUCGACCAUAUGACUCUUCUAGAGGGGGUGAUCGUGCUUGAGGAGUUCUGCAAAGAGCUUGCAGCCAUUGCCUUUGUGAAAUACCACGCAGCGGCCGCCUCCUCACCGUAAACCCCAUCUGCCUCGGCCAGGCAGACGGGUCAGGACUCUGGGUAUGUCUCUGUGGUUGGUGGCCCAGGUGCCACAGGGUUGUCAAAGGUUUACCACUAAAUGCUCACCCCUGCAAGACUGUAAGUUCAUCACCCCUUCUCUGGCCUCUGGGGCUCCACUGUAAACAAUCUUGGGUGUGGAGCAAAGACACUGCCCGGCCAGCGGAGCACCAAGAGGAGAACACAGGACAAGGUGCAGAGAGACGGUCACUGGACAUAUCCCGCCUCUGUGUUUUUUGUCUCUCUCUCAUUUGUUUCUCUACCAGCAGAAAGACAGCCCUGUAAUUAUUAUACCAAUGAGAAAAAUAUGUUUGUGUAUUUAUUUUUGUUCCAUAACCCAUUUGUAAACAUCAUUGCCUUAGUGUGGAGCCGCACCUUUCAGUUACAGAAGACUGUUCCCUUUUGAAACAUUUUUAUCUGAAAUCCUCAUGUGUUGUCUGUUUAAAGACCAGAGGGGGGAAAGCCCAAUACCUUCAGCCCCUACAUGUACCUGUAGUUGCAUACAUAUCAAACUGCAGUAUUUACGAUACUGCACUGCAUAUUUUAAAUGCCACCGCCUCUUUAUUUAUUUGUUUGCUUUCAUGUUGCCUUUUUAACUGUCACAUUGAGAUCAAAUCAAUGCUUUACUUCAUAUGUGUCCCUGGUUUUUCCUUGUCUCUAAAUGCUUGUGCUCCCAAAGCUUGUCACCAUCACCCAAAGACAUCCGCAGCCAUCACAUGCCUUUGAAAUUAUCUGGUGAAUUUAGCAAGUAAUGUCAAUUUGCACACAGACCUCAUCGCACUUGUCACAUUAUUCAUGUUAAUGCUUUUAGUGGGAAGAGACAGGAUUUAGAUUCUGCAUUACUUUUUGUUUUCUCCCACAACAGUGUUCCUUUCAUCAAAGUAUCCAAGAGACUGUGCUAUUUGUAGUUCUCAGCUGUUCAUUCUUUGUAUUGAUAGGAUGUAGCUGAUCUUUAUUUGGAGAUACUGCAGCGUCCCAAUCUGUAUUGGCUUUUGAUCGCUGAAACAGAACUUGUCUACUUGAUGGUGUUUCUAAGUUGUUUUUUUACUUCCAAGUAAUUCAAAAGAAAACUAGAUUAGAGGAGAGUCUGAUUUAAAAACCUUGUGUAAGUGGAAAACGUUGCCAGCAGAUAUUGUUAAUCAUCUCCUCUCCAAAACACUUUUUGAGGGUGAGUUCCUCCAUACCUGCACUUCCUGUGUGCUGUUCCCUCUCCUAGCAGUGUUACCUUUUAUCGCUUCCUAUUGUUUGGUCUCUGUUGGCCGUUCAUUGACCAGACUUCUCAAGCUGCUGCUCAAUGUGUGUUUGGUUGCUGUGUCUUGUUUCCCGUGGGUAUGUUUCCUUGAUUGAUUUUUGUGGUGGGAGACGAGCCGCGUUGUUGAUUUGGGCCUUUAGUUCCCCAUCGUGAGCCUUUUUUUCAUUUCCUGCCUCCCUCGUCCCUUCUUACCCCCGGCCCUCAAGCACCCCAAGCUACAUUAUGCAACUGCUUGGAUUGAAUUGGAUUUGCACAUUGCCUUUCUUCAUCCUUGCUCAUAACAAAAUAUGUCUUCUUUUUUCCCAAAUGUUUCCAUCAACCCAAAAAUCACUAACAUUUCUAUUUUAUAGGAACACAUUUUUUUAAAUGAUCAAAUCACGCACAUUUUAUUUUUAAUCAACUAUUUCCAACCGUUGAAUUUGUAUAUUGUAUGUGUACAAUAACGAUAUACUACCUGGUGUAAAUGCAUGCUUCUACAUUAUUUCUCAUUGUCAAAAGGAAGAAGAAAGGGGGCCGGGGCAUCUGAUGAUUUCUGAGCUGUCAGCACUUUGUUGUUGGGCGAUGUGUUGAGUCUCUGAGGACUCGAUCGUGAAAAGGUUCUCUGCAUCACUGCUGUUCGUUGUGUUACAUCCUCUUGGUUUGGUUGAAGUUGUGCGGGACUUGCAGGUGUUAAUUGUGGCACAAAUCGGAUGCCAACUGAUACAUUUUCUUGACAGAUCGGACCAAUCACUGUAUCGUGUUGCAUUUCUUAGUGUGUGUGAUGGGGACUAGUGUCGUCAUACUUCUAUCUUACGGCCAGUUUUGCGUGAAAUAUGUUACGGUGCAUGCCCACUCAUCUGAGUCACCGGCACAUUUAUUCCUUAUCAGCUGUCUUCAUUUCAAUUUCACAGUUGUGCAACACAAUUUUAUUCAGGACAAUAUGGGUUCCUUAACAUUCUCCGUCCCCAAUAAAAAUAAAUGAUCUCAAGCAGAA
This is a messenger RNA of Gasterosteus aculeatus aculeatus (three-spined stickleback), 4806 nucleotides long. It is a transcript of the gene fhip2a, whose product is annotated as FHF complex subunit HOOK interacting protein 2. The record is from RefSeq and is a predicted model, not a curated record. Lineage: Eukaryota; Metazoa; Chordata; Actinopteri; Perciformes; Gasterosteidae.